Zingiber officinale is the source of this 2223-nucleotide messenger RNA. RefSeq names its product proline-rich receptor-like protein kinase PERK1. The transcript has 8 exons. Bases 156 to 2012 code for a protein of 618 amino acids. Gene Ontology annotation, molecular function: protein kinase activity; ATP binding. Lineage: Eukaryota; Viridiplantae; Streptophyta; Magnoliopsida; Zingiberales; Zingiberaceae. Gene Ontology annotation, biological process: protein phosphorylation. The record is from RefSeq and is a predicted model, not a curated record.
GCUUCCCAGGGCGAUUCAACUUUUCAACGGUGGACUGUGGACGGAGUCAGAGAGCUAACUUUUAUUUCUGUUUCGCUGCGUCGGAAGUGAUCGCAUGCACUCGAGAAAAAAAGGAGGCAUCGAGACUAAAGACGAGGAGAAGGCGCCACAGCCCCAUGUCCACCUCCUCCUCGCCGCCGCCGGCCUCCUCCCCCUCGCCGGCGGCUGCACCGCCUGAUCCAGCGUCUCCGAUUCCCACCUCUCCGCCUCCGGCGUCGCCCUCUCCACCCCCCAGCCCCACCACGCCCGAUUCUCAGCCUGCGGCCUCCCCGCAGCCUUCCAGCCCGCCCGCCCCUCCUCCUCAGCCGUCUUCGAAUCCGCCUCCUCCAGCUGGUCGAUCUCCUUCGCCUCCAUCGCCGCGUGUGACUCCGUCUCCUCCGUCGCCGAGACCGCACCCUCCUCCGUCUCCGCGCUCGCCACCGCCGCAGUCGUCGUCGAGCUCGGUACCGACGCCGGUCGUGGUCGGAGUCGCGGUUGGAGGUGUACUUAUCCUAUUUCUUCUGAGCUUCCUAUGCGUUUAUUGUCGGAAAAAGAAGCGCCUGCCGCCGCUACUGUCCCCACACCACCCGCCCCAUUACUACGAAGAUGACUGGUAUGGUGCAUAUUUGCAGAAACAAAACCAUGCUUCAUCUCUACAAGAUCAUGGUGUCAAAGUGCCUCCUCGACCUCCUCCUCCUCCACCAACAGUUUCUUUGCUCCCUCCACACUCACCUGGUCCUCUUCCGACUCCACCUCUGAAUAAGAUCGGCAGCAGUGGAGGUUCUGGGUCCAACUAUUCUGGGUCUGAUAUACCACUUGCAUCUCCAUCUCCUGAUGUUUCUCUAAGCUUCUCAAGAUGUACCUUCACUUAUGAAGAGAUGGCUAUGGCAACAGAUGGUUUCUCUGAUGCAAAUCUCCUUGGGCAAGGUGGUUUUGGUUAUGUACACAGAGGAGUACUUGCCAAUGGCAAGGAAGUUGCAAUUAAACAGUUGAAAAUUGGAAGUGGACAGGGUGAGCGUGAAUUCCAGGCUGAGGUUGAGAUAAUAACUCGGGUUCAUCACAGGCAUCUUGUUUCACUGGUUGGAUAUUGCAUCUCUGGUGGCAAGAGGCUGCUUGUUUAUGAAUAUGUUCCUAACAAUACUCUGGAUUUUCAUCUGCACGGGAAAGGUCGACCAACUAUGGAAUGGCCUGCUCGUUGGAAAAUUGCAUUAGGUUCUGCAAAAGGGCUGGCAUAUUUGCAUGAGGACUGUCACCCUAAGAUUAUUCACCGUGAUAUAAAGGCAUCCAAUAUUCUCAUUGACUACAAGUUCGAGCCUAAGGUUGCAGAUUUCGGGCUUGCUAAGUUUGCUUCUGAUAACAAUACUCAUGUUUCUACUAGGGUUAUGGGAACCUUUGGUUAUUUGGCUCCUGAAUAUGCAUCUUCAGGUAAACUCACUGAUAAAUCAGAUGUCUUUUCAUUUGGUGUAAUGCUCCUGGAGCUAAUCACCGGGCACCAGCCUCUUGUUUCUUCCCGAUCUAAGUUCUUGGAUGAUAGUUUAGUUGAAUGGGCAAGACCAUUGCUCACUCGAGCUCUUGAGGAUGGCAAUUACGAUUCCCUUAUUGAUCCAAAGCUAGGAAAUUAUUUUAAUCCAAAUGAGAUGGCUUGCAUGAUUGCUUGUGCUGCUGCUUGUGUGCAGCAUUCAGCACGGCGACGUCCAAAGAUGAGUCAGAUUGUCCGAGCUUUGCAAGGAGACGUCGUUCUCGAAGAUCUAAAUGAACAAACAACCCCUGCUCACAAUAGUUCGGAGCUCGAGUCUGGCCAGUACAACGACAACAUGAAGAAGUUUAGAAAGGUGGCAUUGGCACCUCAAGAGAAUGCGAGCAGUGAGUACUCUCAGAGGACCAGCGAAAACAACCGGAAUCCACUGUCUUCGAGUUGUGAAAACCAGCAGACACAAGAGAUCGAGGCGAGCAACAAGAACGACAGCUAUGGUUCGUCCGGCAGCAGCUUGUGAGAAACCCUUUGUAGCUCCAUUUGUGAAGCCUCAGACAAUCUUAAUUCCAUACACCAUUCUUCCAUUCGAUGAGCAUAAACAGUUUGUAUAUAAUAAACAUAUUAUUUAGGAAUUAAUCAUGCAAAUUUCAUAUUUGUUGUAAUUAGGUAUUUAGUUUGAUAUGAAUGGACGUUGCUAAACAUCUUGUUAUAUAAAGUUGAAUGCUGGACUA